GAUGGAGCUCGCAUGUCUGGUGGAAAGCUUAACAUCAAUACUGACCGUCAUUGGAUUCUAUGCGUUAACAAAGUGGAUUUACGAAACAUUCAAAUCACCGAUCGGCAUCCUCUGGGGUCUCACGACACAGUACAUCUGCGAUGUAAAGUUUACUAAACGAUAUGGACAGUGGGCUGUGAUAAGCGGAGGUUCUGAUGGGAUCGGCCGUCAGUAUGCUCGAUUUUUCGCACGGAAAGGACUCAACAUAGUCAUCAUUGCUCUACCGGACGAAAAGCUGAAACAAACCGCAGAAGAAAUCGAAUCGACGUUUCACGUGCAAGUUAAACGGAUUUCGGCCGACUUCUCAAAAGGUUUCGAACUAAACGCGAGCUUGAAAAAGGAAUUGGAUGACUUAGAUAUCGGAGUACUUGUUAACAACGUCGGCACUGCCUUUAAAACUCCAGCCUACUUUGACACUUGUACACUGAGUCAGCACCAGCUAACGGUCAAUGUAAACAUUAACGCAGCAGUCAUGUUGAGUCACAUUAUACUGCCUCGGAUGAAGCAACGGCGCCGCGGUUUGGUGAUCAAUCUAGCUUCUAUAACUGCCCUCUUUCCGCUGCCAACUGCGCUGAUGUACGGUGCAACGAAAGCGUUCAUGGCUAGCUUCAGUAAUGCUUUACGGGAGGAGUUGGCCGGUUUCGGAAUUGAAUGUCAAACUGUCACACCGUCCUUUGUGGCUACCAGGUUGACGGAAGAAUUCAGAGCAGGUUGGUUUGGGCGAAUAAUCAGCACCGAGCUAGAGACCUUCGGAAGCUUCCUCACGAUGACUGUUGGAAAAACAGCACUCACCAGUGGGUAUUGGCUGCACGGGUUGCAGGUGACAGGCACGAAAUUGAUUCCUUCUGAGCUGGCAGCGAAGAUCUGUUUCAACUAUGCAAAAUCAUGGUUAAAGAAAUGAAAAACAUAACAUUUCUAGUUUCUAGUUUUAAUUUUGAAUAUGUAUCGUCAAAUCACUCUAUAAUUUAUUAUUAUACCAAUCCAAACUCACUCCACCAAUUAUUUAAUCGGUGACACAAUUUCCUCCGACACUGAACAUUAAUCUAAGAAUAUACUGCCGUUCGAAUACACGUAUUCAA
Molecule: messenger RNA, 1118 nt
Organism: Topomyia yanbarensis
Lineage: Eukaryota; Metazoa; Arthropoda; Insecta; Diptera; Culicidae
Product: hydroxysteroid dehydrogenase-like protein 1
Exons: 4
Coding region: 2-940 (312 amino acids)
Cellular component (GO): endoplasmic reticulum
Molecular function (GO): oxidoreductase activity
Source: RefSeq, a predicted model, not a curated record